GGAUGGAAUCAUCAUCAUACAAGGAAGGCAGAGAUGCAGCAGAGUAUAAGAGAAGAUUCCCGAGGAGAGUACUGGGGACGUGGAUAUCUUGCCUGGCUUCAUUUUCAGUAAGCAUGCUAGGCGGGCUAAUGUUGACCCAUUGGGAGCUCAGGCAUCAUCGCACCAACAGUCAACUAUGGAUGGUGCCCUUCGGCCUCAUUUUGUUGGUCACUCCCGCAAUUGUUUGGUUGUCAAUUUUCAUCUCACAUAUAUUCAGCUCCAAUGAAGGUGAAGAAGAUCAUAAAGAUGGUGGCGACCUGCACCCAGCAGUUGACACCACGGUCGUUAUAUCCUGAUGAUCCCGACAGAUGAUGCACAAAAUUCAUCAAUCGGAUUUUGAUUUCGG
This is a messenger RNA of Coffea eugenioides, 385 nucleotides long. RefSeq lists its product as uncharacterized. The transcript is spliced from 2 exons. Lineage: Eukaryota; Viridiplantae; Streptophyta; Magnoliopsida; Gentianales; Rubiaceae. The record is from RefSeq and is a predicted model, not a curated record. The coding region runs from base 3 to 335 and encodes 110 amino acids.